Drechmeria coniospora is the source of this 6717-nucleotide messenger RNA. RefSeq lists its product as uncharacterized. The transcript has 2 exons. Lineage: Eukaryota; Fungi; Ascomycota; Sordariomycetes; Hypocreales; Ophiocordycipitaceae. The record is from RefSeq and is a predicted model, not a curated record. The coding region runs from base 1 to 6717 and encodes 2238 amino acids.
AUGAUGGACGUGACGCAGUUGGUUGUGCAUCCGGGAGGCGGCAGGAUUGUUGACGUGCCCGCCGUCUGGCCAGGAGUCGUUCGGGUUGUAGCGCUAAAGGGGGGAGGCGUCGUAACGAUGACAGACGUCACGCAGUUGACCGUACAUCCAGGAGGUGGUAGGAUGGUCGACGUGCCGGCCGUCGGACCCAGCGUCGUCGAUGUCGUUGCGCUGAAGACGGGAGGCGUCGUGACGAUAAUGGACGUCACGCAGUUGACCGUACAUCCGGGGGGCGGUAGGAUUGUCGAUGUACCGGCAGUUGGACCUAGCGUUGUCGACGUUGUCGCGCUGCGGGGAGCAGCUGUUGUAACGAUGACGGACGUUAUGCAGUUGACCGUGCAUCCAGGAGGCGGUAGGAUGGUCGAUGUACCGGCCGUCGGACCUAGCGUCGUCGUCGUUGUUGCUCCUGCAGUUGGGGGCGUCGUAACGAUGAUGGACGUCACGCAGUUGACCGUGCAUCCGGGAGGUGGUAGGAUUGUCGACGUGCCGGCCGUCGGACCCGGUAUCGUCGAUGUCGUUGCACUAAAGACAGGAGGCGUCGUAACGAUAAUGGACGUUACGCAGUUGACCGUGCAUCCAGGAGGCGGUAGGAUCGUCGACGUACCGGCCGUUGGACCCAGCGUAGUGGACGUAGUGGCACUGAAGCCGGGAGGCGUUGUAACAAUAAUGGUUGUUAUACAGUUAGUCGUACAUCCAGGAGGUGGCAGGAUCGUCGAUGUACCAGCCGUCGGUCCUAGUGUUGUUGAUGUCGUUGCGCUCAAGGUAGGAGGCAUGGUUACGAUAAUAGACGUCACACAGUUGGUUGUGCACCCGGGAGGCGGCAGUAUCGUCGACGUACCGGCUGUUGGACCUACUGUUGUUGUCGUCGUCGCGCUCAAGGUAGGAGGCGUUGUGACGAUAAUGGACGUUAUGCAGUUGACCGUACAUCCAGGGGGCGGUAGAAUGGUCGACGUACCGGCCGUGGGACCAAGCGUCGUUGUUGUUGUUGCCCCGGCAGUAGCAGUUGCGGUAACAAUAACUGUCGUUACGCAGUUGGCCGUACAUCCAGGAGGUGGCGGGAUUGUCGACGUGCCUUCUGUUGGGCCUACUGUUGUUGUCGUUACCGCACCGGCAGUUAUCGUCACUAUAAUGCUCGUCACGCAGCUCGUCGUGCAUCCAGGGGGUGGCGGGAUCACCGAUGUGCCAGCCGUCGGACCUAUCGUCGUCGUCGUCGUAGCGCUCAACGUAGGAGGCGUUGUUACGACGAUGGUCGUAACGCAGUUGGUCGUGCAUCCAGGAGGCGGCAAGAUCGUCGACGUACCGGCCGUCGGACCUAGCGUCGUCGAUGUCGUUGCGCUCAAGGUAGGGGGCGUCGUGACGAUAAUGGACGUUACGCAGUUCGUCGUGCACCCGGGCGGCGGCAGGAUUGUGGAUGUACCGGCCGUCGGACCUAGCGUUGUCGUUGUUGUUGCCCCUGCAGUUGCCGUUGCAGUGACAAUUACUGUUGUUACGCAGUUGGCCGUGCAUCCAGGAGGUGGUGGAAUCGUCGAUGUGCCUUCCGUCGGGCCUACUGUCGUUGUCGUCACGGCACCGGCAGUUACCGUAACGAUAAUGCUCGUUACACAGUUGGUCGUGCAUCCAGGGGGCGGCGGGAUCGUCGACGUACCGGCAGUUGGACCUACUGUUGUCGAUGUUGUCGCGCUCAAGCUAGGAGGCGUUGUAACAAUGAUGGACGUGAUGCAGUUGGUCGUGCAUCCUGGAGGCGGUAGGAUCGUCGACGUACCAGCUGUUGGACCUACAGUCGUCGUCGUCGUCGCUCCGACAGGAGCCGUAACGAUAACGGUUGUGAAACAGUUUGUCGUGCAUCCGGGAGGUGGCGGGAUUGUCGAUGUGCCUGCCGUUGGUCCUGUAGUUGUGAUUGUCGUUCCUCCUGGUGUUGCCGUGACAAUGAUGGUUGUGAUGCAGUUUGUUGUGCACCCAGGAGGCGGAGGAAUCGUUGACGUCCCAGGUAUUGGCCCUGUUGUCGUCGUCGUCGUUUCCCCAACACCUGCAGUGACAAUAAUUGUGGUGAAGCAAUUCGUUGUGCAACCAAGGGGCGGUGGGAUGGUAGAUGUACCCGCCGUCGGGCCGGUGGUUGUAAUUGUUGUUCCUCCAACUGUAGCUGUAACUAUGACUGUCGUUACGCAGUUUGUCGUGCACCCAGGAGGUGGUGGAAUCGUCGACGUGCCUGGUAUCGAUCCUGUCGUCGUUGUGGUUGUAGCUCCCACAGCAGCGGUAACGAUAAUAGUAGUAAAGCAGUUCGUUGUGCAACCAGGAGGCGGCGUAAUCGUCGACGUUCCUGCUGUCGGACCGGUAGUUGUUAUCGUUGUUCCCCCUGGAGUUCCAGUAAUAAUGAUUGUAGUGAUGCAGUUGGUUGUGCAUCCAGGCGGUGGCGGAAUCGUUGAUGUACCAGGUAUUGGCCCCGUCGUUGUAGUCGUCGUGGCGCCGACACCGGCAGUGACAAUGAUGGUGGUAAAGCAGUUCGUUGUGCAACCAAGAGGUGGCGUAAUAGUAGAUGUACCUGCUGUCGGACCAGUAGUUGUUAUCGUAGUCCCUCCCACUGUAUUUGUAACAAUAACUGUUGUAAAACAGUUUGUCGUGCACCCAGGAGGUGGUGGGAUUGUUGAUGUGCCUGCUGUCGGGCCCGUAGUUACUAUUGUCGUGCCUCCUGGUGUUCCUGUAACAAUAAUAGUUGUGAUGCAGUUUGUUGUGCAUCCAGGGGGCGGUGGAAUCGUUGACGUGCCUGGUAUUGGCCCCGUUGUUGUAGUCGUCGUGGCGCUGACUGCGGCAGUAACAAUGAUGGUAGUAAAGCAAUUUGUUGUGCAACCAAGAGGUGGCGUGAUAGUAGAUGUGCCAGCUGUUGGACCUGUAGUUGUAACCGUAGUUCCUCCCACUGUAUUUGUAAUAAUGACUGUUGUGAAACAGUUUGUUGUGCAUCCUGGAGGCGGCGGGAUCGUUGACGUUCCUGCUGUUGGGCCUGUAGUCGUUAUCGUCGUUCCUCCUGGUGUUGCCGUAACAAUAAUGGUUGUGAUGCAGUUUGUUGUGCACCCAGGUGGUGGAGGAAUCGUUGACGUGCCAGGUAUUGGUCCUGUUGUUGUCGUUGUUGUUUCCCCGACACCUGCAGUAACAAUGAUAGUAGUAAAGCAGUUCGUUGUGCAACCAAGAGGUGGCGUGAUGGUAGAUGUACCCGCCGUCGGACCGGUGGUUGUAAUUGUAGUUCCUCCUACUGUAUUUGUAACAAUGACUGUUGUGAAACAGUUUGUCGUGCACCCAGGUGGCGGUGGGAUCGUUGAUGUGCCCGCCGUCGGGCCCGUAGUUACUAUCGUCGUGCCCCCUGGCGUUCCUGUAACAAUAAUAGUUGUAAUGCAAUUUGUUGUGCAUCCGGGCGGCGGUGGAAUCGUCGACGUGCCAGGUAUUGGUCCCGUCGUUGUAGUCGUCGUGGCGCCGACACCUGCAGUAACAAUAAUAGUAGUGAAGCAAUUCGUUGUGCAACCAAGAGGUGGUGUGAUGGUAGAUGUACCUGCUGUCGGACCAGUGGUUGUUAUCGUAGUCCCUCCCACCGUAUUUGUAACAAUAACUGUUGUAAAACAGUUUGUCGUGCAACCCGGAGGCGGUGGAAUUGUUGAUGUGCCUUCCGUCGGUCCUGUAGUUACUAUAGUUGUGCCCCCUGGAGUUCCUGUAACAAUAAUGGUUGUGAUGCAGUUUGUCGUGCAUCCAGGAGGUGGUGCAAUUGUUGAUGUGCCAGGUAUCGGUCCCGUUGUCGUUGUCGUUGUUGCUCCAACAGCAGCAGUAACAAUGAUUGUUGUGAAGCAAUUAGUUGUGCAACCAGGAGGCGGCUGGAUCGUCGAUGUGCCUGCCGUUGGGCCGGUAGUUACUAUUGUAGUCCCUCCCGCCGUUGCCGUUACUACUAUUGUUGUAAUGCAGUUGGUUGUGCAACCAAGGGGCGGAGGGAUCGUCGAUGUACCAGCUGUCGGUCCCAACGUAGUAGUUGUCGUUGCCCCUACAGCUGCCGUAACGAUAAUGGUGGUAAAGCAGUUGGUUGUGCAUCCAGGAGGUGGCUGGAUCGUCGAUGUGCCCGCCGUUGGACCGGUUGUUGUUAUUGUAGUUCCUCCAGCUGUGGCUGUAACGAUGACUGUAGUGAAGCAGUUUGUUGUGCAUCCUGGUGGCGGUGGGAUUGUUGACGUGCCUUCUAUCGGACCAGUAGUUGUGAUUGUCGUUCCUCCCGGCGUUCCCGUGACAAUGACAGUCGUGAUGCAGUUGGUUGUACAUCCAGGAGGUGGUAGAAUUGUUGACGUACCAGGUAUCGGUCCCGUCGUCGUCGUCGUCGUUGCCCCGACGGCAGCAGUAACGAUGAUUGUAGUAAAGCAGUUGGUUGUGCAACCAGGCGGUGGUUGGAUUGUCGAGGUGCCUGCCGUCGGACCAGUAGUUGUUACCGUAGUCCCUCCCACUGUGUUUGUAACAAUGACUGUUGUAAAACAGUUUGUUGUGCACCCCGGAAGCGGUGGGAUUGUUGAUGUGCCUGCUGUUGGGCCUGUAGUUACUAUCGUCGUGUCUCCUGGCGUUCCCGUAACAAUGAUAGUCGUGAUGCAGUUGGUUGUGCAUCCAGGAGGUGGCGGAAUUGUUGAUGUACCAGGUAUCGGUCCCGUCGUCGUCGUCGUCGUUGCCCCGACGGCGGCAGUAACAAUAAUUGUAGUAAAGCAGUUGGUUGUGCAACCAGGCGGCGGUGUAAUUGUCGACGUGCCCGCUGUUGGGCCAGUGGUUACUAUCGUCGUUCCUCCUGCCGUUGCCGUAACCACUAUGGUUGUGAUGCAGUUUGUGGUGCAACCUGGUGGUGGCGGGAUCGUUGAUGUGCCUGGACUUGGUCCCAACGUUGUUGUUGUCGUUGCACCUACACCUGCGGUGACAAUGAUUGUCGUGAAACAGUUGGUUGUGCAACCAGGCGGUGGUUGGAUCGUCGAUGUGCCCGCCGUCGGACCAGUAGUGGUAAUAGUAGUUCCUCCAGCAGUUGCGGUGACAACUAUCGUGGUGAUGCAGUUGGUCGUGCAUCCAGGAGGUGGUGGGAUUGUUGACGUGCCAGCCGUUGGCCCUAAAGUCGUCGUUGUUGUCUCUCCCACACCGGCGGUGACAAUGAUGGUUGUAAAACAGUUGGUUGUACACCCUGGUGGAGGUUGGAUUGUCGAUGUUCCUGCUGUUGGACCAGUUGUCGUAAUUGUAGUCCCUCCGACUGUUCCCGUCACAAUUACUGUUGUGAAACAGUUCGUCGUACAGCCCGGAGGUGGCUGGAUCGUUGAUGUGCCGGCAGUUGGACCGGUUGUUGUUAUUGUUGUGCCUCCAACAGUUGCUGUAACGAUAAUGGUUGUAAAGCAGUUCGUUGUGCACCCAGCAGGUGGUGGGAUAGUUGACGUGCCUGCCGUUGGGCCAGUAGUGACAAUUGUAGUUCCUCCCGCAGUUGCCGUCACCACUAUGGUUGUAAUACAGUUGGUGGUGCAUCCAGGUGGUGGCGGGAUCGUUGACGUUCCAGGAGUUGGCCCCAAUGUCGUUGUCGUUGUUUCUCCCACAGCGGCGGUAACAAUAAUUGUAGUAAAACAGUUGGUUGUGCAUCCAGGAGGUGGUUGUAUUGUCGAUGUGCCUGCCGUCGGACCGGUGGUGGUGAUUGUUGUACCUCCAAUCGUUACUGUAACGACAAUCGUGGUGAAGCAGUUGCUGGUGCACCCAGGAGGUGGCGGAAUCGUAGACGUUCCGGCUGUUGGGCCAGUAGUUACUAUGGUGGUUCCUCCUGCAGUUGCCGUCACCACCAUGGUUGUAAUGCAGUUCACUGUGCAUCCAAGGGGCGGAAGAAUCGUCGAUGUACCAGGGGUCGGUCCCAAUGUCGUUGUUGUCGUUGCCCCUACGGCGGCGGUAACGAUGAUUGUAGUAAAACAGUUGGUGGUGCAGCCAGGCGGUGGUUGGAUAGUUGAUGUGCCUGCUGUCGGGCCAGUAGUUACUAUUGUAGUUCCUCCUGCGGUGGCUGUAACGACUAUAGUUGUAAUACAGUUUGUGGUGCAUCCAGGUGGUGGCAGGAUCGUUGACGUUCCAGGAGUUGGCCCCAAUGUCGUUGUCGUUGUUUCUCCCACAGCCGCGGUAACAAUGAUUGUGGUGAAACAGUUGGUUGUGCAUCCAGGAGGUGGUUGGAUGGUUGAUGUGCCUGCCGUCGGACCGGUGGUGGUGAUUGUUGUACCUCCAAUCGUGAGUGUAACGAUUAUGGUGGUGAAGCAAUUCGUUGUGCACCCAGGUGGUGGCGGAAUCGUAGAUGUUCCGGCUGUUGGGCCAGUAGUUACUAUGGUAGUUCCCCCUGCCGUGGCUGUUACCACUAUCGUCGUAAUACAAUUAUUUGUGCAACCCGGAGGUGGCGGGAUCGUUGACGUUCCCGACUUAGUAGUACAACCCGGAGGUGGUUGGAUUGUUGAUGUGCCUGCCGUCGGGCCAGUAGUUACUAUUGUAGUUCCUCCUGCAGUUGCCGUCACCACUAUGGUUGUGAUACAGUUUGCCGUGCAACCAAGUGGCGGAGGAAUCGUCGAUGUACCAGCUGUCGGUCCCAAUGUCGUUGUUGUCGUUGCCCCUACGGCUGCGGUAACGAUUAUUGUGGUGAAGCAAUUGGUUGUGCACCCAGGAGGUGGUUGA